This is a messenger RNA of Clarias gariepinus (North African catfish), 541 nucleotides long. Its product is annotated as barrier-to-autointegration factor-like protein. Gene Ontology annotation, molecular function: DNA binding. The transcript is spliced from 3 exons. The coding region runs from base 126 to 398 and encodes 90 amino acids. Lineage: Eukaryota; Metazoa; Chordata; Actinopteri; Siluriformes; Clariidae. The record is from RefSeq and is a predicted model, not a curated record.
UGUGAUUUACCUGUUCAGGUGAGGCAUGCAAUUAGAACAGCAAACAUCAUUGCCACCGGAACACUGGUGCAAAAGGGCAAUAAAGUAUCACCAGGAGUUUAUUACAAGAGUACUGCGGUGCAAGCAUGUCCUCCACCUCUCAGAAGCACAGGGACUUCGUGGCUGAGCCCAUGGGGGAUAAACCAGUCACUGCUCUAUCAGGCAUUGGAGAUGUUCUGGGCAAGAAGCUGGCAGAGCAGGGCUUUGAUAAAGCAUUUGUGGUGUUGGGUCAGUUUCUUUUGCUGAGGAAGGACCGUGAACUGUUCUCCGAGUGGCUGAAGGACACCUGCGGGGCCAAUUCCAAGCACGCGGACACCUGUUCUCAGUGUCUCUCUGAAUGGUGCGACACCUUUCUCUAAAUCCGGUGGCCCUUCUUCUUUUUUUUUUUUUUUUUUUCAUUUUGUGGAUUAGUUUUAACAUUUAAAAAAUAGUUAAUCAGUAAUGCUGUGAUAUUACUGUGAAAAAAGCUUUAAGAUAUUCCUGGCUCUUAAUAAAAUAUUAA